This is a messenger RNA of Clupea harengus (Atlantic herring), 1876 nucleotides long. RefSeq names its product ufm1-specific peptidase 2 (gene ufsp2). Gene Ontology annotation, cellular component: endoplasmic reticulum; nucleus. Gene Ontology annotation, biological process: proteolysis. The record is from RefSeq and is a predicted model, not a curated record. Gene Ontology annotation, molecular function: deUFMylase activity. NCBI's taxonomy places the organism in Eukaryota, Metazoa, Chordata, Actinopteri, Clupeiformes, Clupeidae.
GAUUUCCGGUUGUCAAAUAUGGCGGCCUCCUGAUGUUUACAGUCUGAGCCCGGUGUCUGAAAUGAUCAACAUUGAAGAACGAUAGUGGCGCUUAAUAAUGGCUCCGUCCGACAGCACUGUCAUCUUCCGUGUACGCGGAUCAUUGGAGUUUUCUUGUUGGUUGGAGAGUUCGAACGUCUUACAAUCACAGAGAUCGAUUUCAAAGACGUUCAAUGACUUGCGUUCCAAAGUGAGAGAGGAGUCAUUAGUUUUCAAUAUAUGCAACAGUCCAGUAUUCCUUUGGCCGAAUCAAGACUGCCAGGCCACAGUAGGAAAUGUUUCAGCGAGUACACCAUGUGGAGACCUUCAGAAACAUAUAGAAGUGGAGGACUGGAAUGGAGGGGGCAGGAAGAAAAGGAAAGACAAGAAAAAUGUGUUGACGGUCAUUCAUUUAACCUUGAUGACUGAGGUGACGGUACCGGCUGAGGAGAACCUCCCUGCUCCUUACCUGUCCACAGAGAAGAAGCGGCACGCUUUGAAUAUGGUCCUCCCUGUGGACUGUGUGAUUUCCACUGCUGCUGAUGAGAGCAUUGGAAUUGUUUGUGAACAUCUCAUUGGGGCCCUGUGUUGUCAGUUGUCUGACAUGGAGAAAAUCGUCUCGCAGCACAUGAAGGGGACAGCCAUGCCUGUUCCUCAACUCUUCCACUUCAUGUUACCCAAACCUAACGGACUGGUCAGCGUGGUCUAUCCUGCUAAUAUUUCCGACAGCCAACUGGAGUCAUAUAGAAAGGAGCUACACAAGAAGUACGAGCUGGCUGAAGAUAGACCAUACUUCAGACGUGCAAAUGCCUUUCAGUUUCCCGACCAGCCUUACAAAGAUGGCUACCUCCGCAAUCCUCACGAAUACCUUAAUCACCCAAACUUGGAGGGAGCUAAUCUGUAUUUGGUGCAGGGUCUGUAUAGCUACCACCACUACAUGCAGGACCGCAUUGAUGAUAACGGUUGGGGUUGCGCCUACCGCUCGCUGCAGACCAUCUGCUCUUGGUUCCAGCAGCAGGGGUACACUGAGCGUGCAGUGCCCACCCACAAGGAGAUCCAGCAGGCCCUUGUUGAUGCGGGAGACAAGCCUGCUGCCUUUGUGGGCUCGUGUCAGUGGAUUGGCUCAAUUGAGGUGCAAGUUGUGCUGGAUCAGCUGCUGAACGUCACAUCCAAGAUCAUGUUUGUCAGCCAAGGCUCUGAACUAGCUACAAAAGGACGAGAGCUAGCAAACCAUUUUGAAACUGAAGGAACCCCAGUCAUGAUUGGAGGUGGAGUACUAGCACACACCAUCCUUGGUGUUGCAUGGAGUGAGAGCUCAGGGCAGAUCCGAUACCUCAUCCUGGACCCACACUACACUGGGGGGGAGGAUCUCCAGACCAUCACUGAGAAGGGCUGGUGUGGAUGGAAAGGGCCUGAUUUCUGGGACCAGCAGGCAUACUACAACCUUUGCCUUCCACAAAGACCGAAGAUGAUAUGAGUGUUGGUGUGAGUGUGUGAGAGAGCUACAGAGAAAGAUGGAGACAUAGAGUAGGCCGGAGGCCAAGUGUGUGUGUGUGUGUGUGUGUGUGUUCACGGUUGAUUACUAUAUGAAUCAACAAUGAAAGAAAAUGCAAAAGGAUGGCAUAUCAUGAAACUGACCAUUUAAAAAAAAAUGUGUCCUAUUUUAUUUUACAAUACUGUACAGAUAUUUCCAGGCAGCUUGAUUCAGAUCAGGUCUGAAGAUUUGUCACAGGUGUAACCUAAUCGCCUACUGUCAGCAUACUCCAAAAUGCCAGUAUGCAGAAAUACAAUAAAAAAAGGGUCAUCCUUGUUCUCAAAGGAGUUGUUCCAGUGCCAUUAAACUUCCACUUCGACAUUA